Messenger RNA from Pristis pectinata (smalltooth sawfish), 4930 nucleotides. It is a transcript of the gene lrmp, whose product is annotated as lymphoid-restricted membrane protein. Gene Ontology annotation, cellular component: endoplasmic reticulum membrane. Bases 79 to 4473 code for a protein of 1464 amino acids. NCBI's taxonomy places the organism in Eukaryota, Metazoa, Chordata, Chondrichthyes, Rhinopristiformes, Pristidae. The transcript is spliced from 39 exons. The record is from RefSeq and is a predicted model, not a curated record.
CUGGAGGACAGUGUGUAAGCCGUGCGGGUACUUCAGUGGGAAAGAGAAGGACAAUUGCCCAACUCUUCAGCUGAGACCAUGAGCUGCAAACGCCACAAUCCAGUAGAGAGCAUUUGCAGAAAACUCCAAACCAUCCGGAUGCGGGACCAGGUAUCUAACCCGAUGCUGCAGAUUCCAAAAUUUUGCUCCAGGAACUUUGACAGCCCUCAGGUCAGCCACAAGAAGAAUAUGGAGGUGAUUCUAAAGAACAGAACCAUGAAAAAUCAAGGGGUGGAGCAGGAGGUGAACAUUGCUUUUGCGAAUCAAGCGCUAUCACCUGAAAUCACGCUGAUCUCCUUGGGGCAGCCUAAAAGUGAGGGACUGAGUCCCACUGUCACUUCUACUUACACAGUCAUCAGCUCCACAGGAGAUGCAGCCUCCAAGCCUCUGUAUUGUCGCAGGACUCAGACCUGUUCGACGCCGGUUGCGGCGAGUGACAGAAAUGACGCGAUCUCGAGCCACCCCCACUCGUCGAUCAUUAAUAUUGAGCAUCGCUUUCUGCCCAGUGCUGACUGUGGUGCUGCUUGCAGUCCCGUCAACUCCACCAGUUUUAGCUUCUGCACCCAUCUGCGCAGACCAGACUCUCCUGUAGCAAAGAAGCUAUCGUUAGCUGAUGCGAGUGGAAACAAGCCCACAGUGUCAAACAGAAUGGAAAAUACUGAAGAUGCAAGUCUGAUCUGUGAGGAAGAUUUGCUGGACACCAUUUUCUACACCUGUGAUGUAAGGCACAAAGGGAAGGUGUGCGUUUCUAAGAUUGUGGACUACCUACGUCACACUACAAGUCGCACUUCAGAUGACAGUGGUCUCGAAGACUUGUGUAACAUGCUGGACCCCGAUAACAAGGACGUCUCGAUUGAUUUGGACACCUAUCGUGCGGUGAUGAAGGAGUGGAUAGAAGACUGCAGGAGGACGAGCAUCCAUGAGGAGAUGGAAGCUGUGAAUGUUACUGAAGACCUUGUGCAACACCACGAUGGCCAAGGGUCAGGAACAAAAUGUUCAGAUGCCGUUGAUCAAACAGUGGGAAGCUUGGAGGCAUUUGGCGGGGAGAUUUCAAGAGGAGACCUGGAGACAUCAGACUUGAUAUCCUGUAUUGCUGAUCUCCAGUACAAUCACCAAAAACUCCAAGAGCACAAUCUGAAGUUAAGGUUGACCAUUGAUGCUGCAGAAGAAAGUAACAAUCGAUUAAUGGAGCAAAAUGAAGAGUUGCUCAGUCAGAUAAAAAGUGCUCAACAGUCUAUUUUAAUAGAAAAGUCCUUGAAAGAAGACCUAGAGGAUCUGAAGUUACAGAUAUCUAACCUGGAAGAGACCAAAGAAAGACUUGUCCUCCAGAAUAAGCAGACAGCGAAGGAAAAUCAAUCCCUAAUUCAGAAGAUUGCCUCUCUUCAGGAAGAGAAUCUAAGAAAUGCCCUUGAUAUCGAGGCCCUACGUGAGAAGAUCGCUGUGCUCUCUGAUGAAAAAACUGAACUGCAGAUGCAGUUAACUGACCUUGAAAGCCUAGCUCAUAACAAAGAUACAGUUUUACUCGAGAGAGAGAACCACAUUAAAGAGCUUAAGCAUUCUAUUGUUGAAUAUUCCAUGAUUGCAGAGGGUUUACGAAAUGAGAAGAGCAAGUUAAAAAACCAACUCCUCAUGCAACAGGAGCUGGCUUCACAGUGCAUUAAUACAUCAUUGAUACCCCAAGAUGGACCUGAGAGAUCCAGGGCUCCGAGUUCCUUGCACUCGGAACUAUUAAAUGCUUUUGAGGAGAACAGUUCUGAAUGGUCGAGAAUCUCUGACUGUAUCCCCCCAGCCUUUGAGAAGAUGCUGGAUGAGGAAGUGCUGAUGUUGCUGCAAGGACCGGGGCCAGAGCAGGCGGCUUUGCAAUUCAAAGCGAUCACCAUGCAGAUGGCAACAGAAGUCUCUGAAGAAAUUGAUGCACUGGUGAUGUGGUUGAAGCAAGUAGCUGAACUGGAAAUUAACAGCCAAGAUCUGAAUGGAGCCAAACUUGAGCACCUGGGGAAUCGCCUACAGAAGAGAAGACAGCAGUGGCUGCAUAACAUCUCUGUCCUGGAGGAGCAGAAGUCUGCCUCAGACCGGGAGUACAUCCAAUUGGCAAGCACGUAUCGCAGGAGCAAAACUGAGCAGCUACACUUCAAGAGGAAAGAAGCUGCCAGGCGACAGCGGCUCGAAGCACAGAAAGAGGCAACGGAGAGGGCAGCGGCGGAGACGAGUCUUCAGCUUCAGCGGGUCCGCCAGCAGCUGGGAGCUCUGCACAGAGAGCUCCGUGAGAAGGACGCUGCAUUUGCCUCCGUCCAGGGGAGAGCAGAGGAGCUGCGAACUAAACUGCAGGAGGAGAGAGAGCACCUCCUCACUGCAGGUCGAGUUGAAUCGGGCGCCGGUGAACAACUGCAGUCAAAAGCGAGCCGGCGGCAAACAAUUACUCAAUCACCACGAGAGAGGCUCUUUCAGCAAGAAUUGUGUGGAUUGAAGUUCCAGACUGGAAGCUGUUGCAAAGAACAGAGGCACAAAGUUGUUCAACCUGAAGGACUGAGUGAAGCUCCUCGCCACACACUUCUAUUGAUACAGCAAGGGAGGAACCAUAAUUCAGUAACCACGCACACUUGCACACCUUUACUGGAUGCCUUGAUGUUGGAGCACUUGAACCCAUUCUCGCAUAUCCCGAGUUGUGUAGUGACUGCCUCCAGCGUUUGUACCCUCUCCAACACCGAACAGCAAAAACCAAUGACUUCAGCAACUGAUGAGCUCAACAGCCAUUCAAGCGACAGAUGCAAGUUAAACCCAGAUGGCAUCCAGCUCGACGUGGGGCUUUCUGUUUCUGGUCUGAGUGGAGAGCUUCUGACUCAGGCACCUGCUGAUGAGGGAGUGUACCACGACAAACUGUCUCCAAUUGGUGAAGACCCCGAUCGACACCAGCUGAGUACAAAUCGUGUGGUUACCCAGGAGAGCUCCACAAUGUCCAAUACUUCCACAAAAAAGACCAAUAAAAGCCCACAGCACAAGGAAGCCUCAAAAACACCUGAAGGUAGCAAAAACCAUACCAAUGUGGGUGGCGUAAUUAAAGACUGUUCCUUGGAUGGUCCACUUCCCUCAGCCGGCAGCCAGCUCAGCACUGAAUCUUGUGCCUCCGACUUGAACCAACCAGAAUUGAAAAGUAAAAUAAAAAUUAACCUGGAGGCUACUCGAGGCUCCGUGGCUGUAGAUGAAUUAAGUCCAUGUGAAGUAAAGCUCAACCCUAUCAGCCCAGCUAGCAGAGCUGAAGCAGGAAUGCCGAAGAGUCAGUGUCAAGAUCUGUUGAGAAAGGCCAGCUUACAGAGUGCAAUAGCCAGUGAACAAGAUGUGGAGGCUGAGUUUCUCCGCUUCUCAUUAGCUUUCAAGUGCGAUAUGUUUACUCUCGACAAGCGAUUACGGCUGGAAGAGCGAUCCAGAGAUUUGGCCGAAACAAACUUGAAGAAGGAGAUUGAGAAAUGUCAGCAAGCGUUGCAGACGGUACAGCCUCUGUGUGAAGAGGUCCAGUCGCUGGAAAUCUUCGAGAAGCUUGAGAAAAGUCUCGGUGUCCUUACCCAGACCAUAACCAGGGUAAUAAGCCGCGCUGAGAUGCUGGGAGCCAUACACCAGGAAACUCGGGUCGGUAAAGCAGUUGAAGUUAUGAUCCAGUACGUCGAAAACCUGAAGCGAAUGUAUGCAAAAGAACACGCAGAACUGGAAGAAAUGAAGCAGCUACUUCUGCAGAAUGGAAACACUCUGAAUUCACUUAAAGAACAUCAAGAUGAACAUCGGAAUAAGAGGUUCCCCACCUCCCAGACGUAUGGCAGAGGAUCCUUGCGGAGAGUGAGCAUUGCCACUAUUCCAAGAAGCAACGCAGGAAUGCAGGUUGACGUGUUGAGGUUGAGGGAGAUUGAAGAAGGCAGACGGAAGUCAGAAGGAGACCAGGACAAGCUGCGGAGCAAGUUCACAAGAAAGAUGAGCAGUUGGAAAUUUUUAGGGCAAAAACCAAAUGAAGCUUCCAAAUCCCGGCCAUCACUGCAUCAAUUUAUCAGCACCUGCACCUGGGCAGAAAAGGGCAGUCAGCUGUUGAAUAAAGGUGCCACUCCAGAGCUGGAAGUACAAGAGGACGAAGAAAAGUCAGAGACAUUGGAAACUCCUAUCUUAACAGAACCAGAAAAUGAUCUAAUUGCUUCACCGUGUACAGGAAACAAAGGGCUAUCGCCUCACCUGGCUGAAUUGUGGAACUCCUUUUCCAAAAGCAACAGGGGACCAUGGCUGCCAGUUAUACUACUAUUCUCGCUCAGUGUUUUGGGCAGCUUCCUCAUUGGCUGGUCUUUACACACAUCUGUUGAUGCAGCUGGCGUGGGCACUGGGGACUCUUGGAAAGCAAUUCAACAAUUUCUAUGGCCUUACACAGGACUUCAGCACAAUGGUCAGCCCCCAGUAUAAUCAGCAACGCAAAUAGACAUUGGGUUGUCGCUCUCAGCAUCCUGUUGACGCUUCACUGAGAAUGGUUCAAUAGACCAGUUGCUUGUUUUUAAUUAAAAUAUAUUGUUUAAAAAUUUUAAUCUUGACAAAUCGUGUCACAUAAAAAAUAGCAUUAAGUAUUGGACAACACUCAUUUUUUUUUUUGGAUUGCUGAAUUGUUUCUACAUUUAGAAAAUCUUUAACUUUUUACAUCAGCUAUUCAACUCUAAUAUUUUGCCUGUUAGGCAAAAUUAGUCACUAAAACAGGUAAGGUAUUUUGGGUGCAGAUAAAGUUCCCAAUUGCUAUGAUUUUUAAUAGAUAAGUUUGAAUGUGAAAAGCAAUAAUGUGAAAAUGUAUCUGUAAACCUGAUAUCUUAGACAUUCCUGUGGAAAUACUGCUCAAUAAAGUCUUCAGCUGACCGGCACUGUGUUUGACAGC